ACCAUGUGGAGGAGGAACGCUCCAAACCCGGAAGCACGCUGUGAGUAGUAGUGACACAUUCAUCUCCCAGGAAGCAGCUAUUGUUCCUGCAUGGACCCUGCAUCCCUAGCGCUGCUGUCCGCCAAGCGUUAUCCGGGUUCUUAUUGUGUUCAUAAUCCCAUACCAAGAAACCAGAAGGAAGCAUAGACUAGCAGUUUAGUGUGUGUAAAUGGUACAGUACAUGCAGAAUGGAGCAGUACAACAUUGUGAGAGUCAUUGGAGAGGGAUCGUUUGGCAGAGCUCUUUUAGUCUGUCAUAAAAGCAGCAACCACAAAUAUGUCAUGAAAGAAAUAAGGCUUCCCAAGUCAUUUCAUGCAAUGGAAGAUUCCAGGAAAGAAGCAGUCCUAUUAGCCAACAUGAAGCACUCUAACAUUGUCACAUUCCAGGAAUCAUUUGAAGGAGAUGGACAUCUUUAUAUUGUGAUGGAAUAUUGCCAAGGAGGUGACCUAUUGCAGAAAAUCAAACUUCAAAAAGGAAGACUAUUUACUGAACAGACAAUUCUGCAGUGGUUUGUACAGAUUUGCCUGGCAGUGCAGUAUAUUCAUGAGAAGAGGGUUUUGCACAGAGACAUCAAGUCCAAGAAUAUAUUCCUUACUCAGAGCUGUAACAUAAAGCUGGGAGACUUUGGAUCUGCACGGAUUCUUACCAGUCCAGCGGCUUAUGCUUGCACAUAUGUUGGAACUCCUUAUUACGUGCCUCCAGAAAUAUGGGAGAACAUGCCUUACAACAACAAAAGUGACAUCUGGUCCUUGGGAUGUGUCUUAUACGAGCUAUGCACUCUGAAACAUCCAUUCCAGGCAGGCAGCUGGAAAAAUCUGAUUCUCAAGAUUUGCCAAGGAUCCUACAAACCUCUACCCUUGCAAUAUUCCUAUGAAUUGCGCAGUCUCAUCAACCAGAUGUUCCGGAAAAACCCCCGUAGCAGACCUUCUGCCUCCACAAUUCUUUCCAGAACAGCUCUGUCUAAGCUGAUCAGAACAGCCCCAUCUCCAAAGAUUUCUGUCGGCCAGUCUCCGGAAAACCAAGGUACUAGAAAUGUGGUUGCUACACAUGAGCCAUCUCCACAAGUAUUUGACUCCAGAUAUGAAGCAGAAACCAGCUCCCCAGGAUUACAAAGAAAGCAAUGGAAAAAGGAGAUGUCACACACUGUCCUAAAUAAUCUAGAAAAUGCCUCUAUCCUCACUACAAGUACAGCAGCUGGAAACUGUUCAGAAACUGACCCAAACUCCCAGGAGUUACAGAGAAAGCAGUGGAACAAGGAGCCCUCCGACACUUUGCUUAAUAAGUUGGAGAAUGCCUCUAUCCUUCCCUCGAGCAUAGCAGCUGGAAACAGCUCGGGUUGUAUUAGUAACUAUGAUGUGAAUGAUAAGAGAAAAAAAUGGAAAAAGGAAUUCCCAGAGACUCUAAUUAAUUUUUUGCAGAAUGCUGACUUGAGCUUGGCUUUUAAAACCUACACCAUAUACAAAGCAAAAGCUACCGAAGAUUGCCUCAGAGGACCCCUUGAUAGUGACUCCCAAGCCCCUGAUGUUACAGACAGCAUAGAAGCAGAGGUUGCUGUUGACACAGAGAGAUUUCAGUUGAGAUCUGAUGAUGAGGACACGGACUUUGAAGAAGAAGACACUGAUCCUGACUGGAUAUCGGAGCUGGAAAAACUGACCCACUCCCCAAAUUUCUAAAGAAAAUUAUAAACGAACUUUAUCAGUUCUUGAAAAUAACACCCUGGACCAGUUGGUAGAUAUCCUACAGGAAAUCUGUAUACAGUGUGUUGAGUUAAAGGUAUAGCAUUUCAAAAGGUUUGACCCUUAAAGUCAGGUAAUGGGGUGGAUUGUUGUUAGAAGAUACACCACAAACAUGAUUAAAACUGACAGAGGCCAUUGCAGGGUGUUUAUAACUCAUAAUUCUUAAGGUUGCCAUGUCUGAUUUCAUCAUCAUUUGCAUCAGUGAAAAGCACUCCGUACUUAUUUAUUGUUAGGGUUACAGAGAUUGCUGUACACCAUGGGGCCUAUUUACCAUACUGUAUAAAGCAAUUUUUUACCCAUUUAUUGUUUUUACCCAGCACAUUUUUACCCAUUAACUGUAUUUAAUCCCAUUAUUUGACACCUUUAUUUUUAUGGCAUAACCCAUUCAGUGGGUAGAAUACAUGUGUAAAUCGUUGUGUAAAAAUUGGGGUAAAAGUAGCAGUGGAUGAUUGCAGUUUUUAUACACAGCAUUUUUAUGUGGCUGCUUUAUAUGCCGCAGUUGUACACUGAAAAUGAAUGCACAGCUUGAUAAAUACACUAUUGAGAAUUGUGAGCUGUUAUUUUUAGUUGUAUUUAUUCACUGUAAACCUUUGGAUUUUUUCAUGAUGUAUGUUAUGUGCUGAUUUAUUAAAUGAUAUUUAAAAA
Molecule: messenger RNA, 2420 nt
Organism: Xenopus tropicalis (tropical clawed frog)
Lineage: Eukaryota; Metazoa; Chordata; Amphibia; Anura; Pipidae
Gene: nek3
Product: NIMA-related kinase 3
Exons: 16
Coding region: 228-1712 (494 amino acids)
Molecular function (GO): ATP binding; nucleotide binding; protein kinase activity
Source: RefSeq, a predicted model, not a curated record